Messenger RNA from Magallana angulata, 1336 nucleotides. RefSeq lists its product as uncharacterized. Bases 106 to 963 code for a protein of 285 amino acids. The record is from RefSeq and is a predicted model, not a curated record. The transcript has 4 exons. Lineage: Eukaryota; Metazoa; Mollusca; Bivalvia; Ostreida; Ostreidae.
UAAUAGGCUGCUGGUAUAUAUAACAAAGUGUAAUUGUUUCAGCAAAGCAAAGAAAAACUAAAGGCAAUCAUUUAACUCUAUACACAAGUUUGAAAAAAACACAGAAUGGUCCACCUUUUGAUUGGUAAAUAUUUGAAUGAAGUGACAUUUACAACAGUACUCCUGUGUGUUGUAUCUUUGUACGAGGGAGUGACAUCUACGGUUGUUCCCGGUGAGAGGUAUCGUGGUCCCGUUGUCCGAGUGUUGGAGAUCAUUGGACAACAGCAGUGUGUCCGGGAAUGUAGACACAGGCCCAAGCUGUGUCGGGGAGUCAACUACCGGAAAGAGGAUUUGUUGUGUGAACUCGUGUCGUCCAUCGACAAAACGGAAACCAAUCCCGACUAUGUUAGAAUUGAACUCAAUCAGACUGUAAAUGUACCAGAAAUGAACCAGGAAUGUCUGGCGUGCUCUUCAGAUGAUCAAUGUGUGACGCUGUCCAGUAAGAAAGUCCAUUGUAUUCGAGUUGUUUCCAACCUUGCGUUGCAUAAGCCUGCAACACAAUCAUCAACGCUUACAUGGACAGAAGCUGGACUGACUUACUCUGCCAAUUUGGCAGUUGAUGGCAACAACGGUACAGACCAUGCCGUAGACAAGUGUUCCAGCACCGAGGGUGGAGACACAAAUCCGUGGUGGCUGGUGGAUCUGAAAGCUGUGUAUUCCAUCACAUCUGUCAGAAUAUUCAAUAGAGGAAUGGACAAGUGGGGAGAAGAUGUGUCAAACCGGCUGCGGAAUGUUACCGUCACUGUAGGGGUGACAGAGUCAGAUGUCAACACUUCCUGUGGUUUCUUUGCUGGUCCCGGUACUCUGUCACAGCUGGUGGUCAUCGACUGUCCGACAUUACCACAGGGGAGAUUCGUAAAGAUCUCCAUAAUCACUGAGUUUCUCACUCUAUGCGAAGUUGAAGUGUUUGGAUACUCUGUCUAAUUAUAAUUGCUGAUGUCUUUUAUCUAAAUGAUUCUCUUUCCGACCAAUCAAUUACUGUGUAUUUCUAAAUAAACGCAAGCAUAUUUUAAAUCUCGCUUGUUUUAUAUGUGAGUUGAGUACUAAAGGAUUCAGAUAAAAAUUCAGUGUCGCGAUUUUAAAUUCCCGCGAUUUGAACCAAAAAGACGGGAUCGCAAAAUUACGUACUCGCAUAAAAUAAGGAAUUCACAGAAUGUGUAUGUUGAAGUGAGGUUUUUAAUAUCUUAAUGUUCAGUUUUGUGACAAAAUUCUAUUCAUAAUUGCUUAAAGUGUUUGUUUUUUUUAUAGAACUGCAUGCAGUUGAUAUAAAAAAUGUGAAACGUUUUAUAAACUAUUA